AUGUAUAGCACAAGUUCACCUGCUAUUACCAGUGUCAUCAACACCAUAAGAGAUAGCACAGUUACUAUGGGUCCAGAAUCAUGCAGGAUCCCAAUUUUCUUCUGUCCAGAUCCUCUCUACCCUACAAAAUCUCGCGAAAAGAUUUCAAAGCAAGGCACAUCUGGGCGACUUAGAUUAUAUGGUCAUCCAAAUUCGGGUGUUCGGCCUGCCGGUAACCUCGACCAUAUCAAUUCCACCAUCGACGAUUCGACCACUAAGCCAUCUCCUAAAGUUGGCCUCACUGCUGACUGUCCUCGAGCUGAGAAAGGUCCUUUCUUGGGCGCCUGGUCACCUGUAGCUUUGGAAUCUGCUUCUGCGAAUAAGAUGGCCUCUAGUAGCUCUCCAAGCCCAAGCCUUGAGGUAGGAUUUUUAUGCAAAGUCGGACUUGGUAGCCGAUUUCGAUGCCUUAGGGCUGAUUCUGGCUUGAAAUCUGGACCUAAAGCUAGGUUACCAAGAUCGCGGAGUGUUCAUCUAAAACGGAAAGAAGUGUUUACUUCCCCCGUUGAUUCAAUGAGUUCUACUUAUCUGUCUAAAAUGGACGCUUCGAAUCUUUGCAGAUCACCUUCCAGUCCGCUUUACCCAUCAGGAUUGACUCUCCUAGAUUAUGAUGAUACCGCAAAUUUAAGCUCAAUGACAUCUCUAGUGCCUAGGGGACUUCUCAAUGCUGUAGGCCAGCAUAGUGAUCCACGAGCUUCCCUAUCAAGCAAGGUAAGGAGUGGUUCUUCUUCUAUUUAUUUAUCUGCAAUUAUUUUCUGCCUGACCCAGUCGAUGUCUUCCUUAAUCUUAUGCCAUAACAACUUUCUUGGCAAUACUUCGAACAAAACUUUUUUUCCCGAGGCCACAACAUCUUGGUCUUCACAUCUUCGAGAAAACUUUUUUUAUUACAUCCCUAAUAUGUAA
Molecule: messenger RNA, 939 nt
Organism: Protopolystoma xenopodis
Lineage: Eukaryota; Metazoa; Platyhelminthes; Monogenea; Polystomatidea; Polystomatidae
Source: the annotation of a GenBank genome assembly